Rhizophagus irregularis DAOM 181602=DAOM 197198 is the source of this 561-nucleotide messenger RNA. Lineage: Eukaryota; Fungi; Glomeromycota; Glomeromycetes; Glomerales; Glomeraceae. The record is from RefSeq and is a predicted model, not a curated record.
AUGUCAAAAAAUACAUCUAAGGCUAUAAGAGAAAAAUUAGACCAGAUACUAGGAUCUCAACAUGACAACAACAAAUUUAUUGACUUUUGCUUUCUUGCUUUGGAAACUAAAGUUAACACUAAUUUUUCCAAAGUAUCAAAACAGUUAUUUGGAUUUUCAGAGUCAACAAACAUUUUAUUUUUGGCCUCACUUCUGGACUCCUUUAUUAUUCAUUUUAAAGAACUAAUUUGGCUGCCAAGAUGUAAUGCUACUAUUGCAUGGGAAAAGGCUAGAAAUAUUAGAAGAAAAGACAAGUUAAAUGAAUCUGAAUAUAUGGAUCAUUAUUUAAAAUCCUCUCACCAACAGGAUAAUCAUUCAAGACAGGAUAAACAUCUCUCAAAGAAGAAUAAUUUACCAAUUUCACAGAAAGGUCAAACAGUAGUACUUGAUGAUAUUCUUUUUGAGCUGGAUUCAGUACAAUCUGAAAACUCAGUGAAUGAAAAUUUCAUUUUAUCAAAGUACUAUAGAAUGGGAAAAAAAGCUCAGGAUCAGAUGUGCUUACUGAUUAGUAAUAACUGGUAA